Daphnia pulicaria is the source of this 984-nucleotide messenger RNA. RefSeq names its product D(1) dopamine receptor-like. The transcript has a single exon. Gene Ontology annotation, biological process: G protein-coupled receptor signaling pathway. NCBI's taxonomy places the organism in Eukaryota, Metazoa, Arthropoda, Branchiopoda, Diplostraca, Daphniidae. Gene Ontology annotation, cellular component: membrane. Gene Ontology annotation, molecular function: G protein-coupled receptor activity. The coding region runs from base 1 to 984 and encodes 327 amino acids. The record is from RefSeq and is a predicted model, not a curated record.
AUGAACAGCAGCCAUCAACGUGAAGUUGUCCUCGCUUCAAACGGAGAAAUACACAACCCUAUCAAUCUAGGUAUCGUCUCGGUAAUUAUCAAGUGCCUCUGCUGUUCCGUCGGAAUUCCUCUCAACACGUCCAUCGCUGUCACAAUCACUCGGUUUCGCCGUCUUCAAUGCGGACCAAGAAACUUUUUCCUGCUGGCCAUUAUCUUGUCCUACUUGUCGUUCUUUAUCCCGCCCGCAAUCGAACUCAUUUACUGGGCUCUGUACCCGGAAGAAUCCCUGUGUCGUGUAUAUGUCGCCGUUUCUAUUGCGCCGCAAGGUCUCUUACUAACCAACAUGCUCUUGGCUCUGACUGAUAGAUAUUUAGCCAUUAAUCACCCCCUGUUGCAUCGAGCGAAAAUGAAGAACCGAUUAGCGGUUUAUUAUAUUAUCAUCUGUUCAUUGUUAACGGUUUUUCUCAUGAAAUUUGUCUACAUCGUCCGACUGGGCAUCCUACGUUGCGAAGUAUGGCUAGUUCACACCAAAAUCAAUGGCGUUGUUUUAAUUAUUCUAUUUACAUCGUGUACCGUGCUGAAUGUCAUCAUCUAUCGACAAACAAAGGCUCUCCUACGUGAAUCCCGAACCCUUCCGGCGACACAGGAUGAAAGAGAUCCCUCAAAUGAAAGCCCCAAUGUUAACAAUGACGCCACAGCCGUUACCCCGAUGCGCAUUCAUGCCGAUAGAGAUAAACGAAGCGAAAUGGAACUGAAAGCUACACGAACUUUGGUGAUUGGGGUGGCAUCUCUCUGCGUUAUGCCCUGCAUAGCUCUCAUUUUUAUCGCAUCCUACUUUGCUUGUCGGCUUGUUUCCGGUAAACUGGCAUGCAGUCACUUUACCGGACUAGGACCCUUCAUGAAAGAUAUUAGUUUGACUCCCGCUGUUUACGGCCCUAUCAUAUUUCUAGUAAGAAACAGAGAGCUUAGAGCAGCAUACAAUUUUUUCGGAUAA